CUUUAACGGUUAAGAGAGUGAACUGGACAAAUUGAUCGGGUUGAGGGCUGGUUUACUGUUUAGGUUACCAAAUUAUUGCAUUGUUGUCGCAUUAUCGAGUGAUGUACUCCGUAAUACAUAUACUGACUGAAAACAUUUUGUAAAAAGUGAAAUUGAAAUCUUUUAUUGUACGUGUGGGUGUUGUGUAAUUUAAUUCUGUAAGUUUCGACUAUAUUUGUCAUUAUUAAUCUUGUAACUUUAUAAGUUACAGAUUUGAUCAUGUAAGUAAUUAUAAAUCUUUGUAAUUUAAAAUCUUUUCCAUGGAAAUUACACUUGAUGGCCGUAAAUGUCGCCGGCGUGGAAUUGUGAAAUAGACAGAUUUCAGAGGAUGAGGGUGUAAUAAUAUACGAUAGUAUACGGAGUAUGAUGAAUGAUGAUGGUGGGGAGAGGAGGUCUAUAAAUUGAACAGCCAGAUACCAUAUAUACAGCUGUGCAUUAUUAUUGAUAAUUAUACUCCACUACUACGUAGUAGCUACAUCGAUAGAUCAUGGCAACCAACGUGUUCGGAACGCCGGUGACAGACGCGACGGUUCGGCUGGUGUACCCGAACCUGCGGCCGGAAGAAAUAACGGCGACGCUGAGAGCGCAGGUGGCGCUCCGGGACAUGAACGCGAACAACCGGGCGGACAACGCCAGCACCUACGUCCACAACCUCAAGGACGCCUACGGCACCGGCACCACCACGCUCGUCACCUUCUUCAACGCCACCGGCGGCGACCUCUCCUUCGUCAGCUACCACUCCUGGGAGGGCAGCGUGUGGCGCUACCCGGUCCCCCACCUCGUCCAGAACGGCCAGUGGGGCGCCUUCCUCCACGUCCGCGACCGCCUCAUGGGCCCUUCCAAGGCCGCCCUCAUCUUCUCCGGCUUCAAUCACGCUGGAGUUGCUUGUGAUUGGUUGCUUGCUUGGAACACUCCUCGCCGUCACUUCCAGAACCGCGUUUAUACGGAGAUCCGUGCGUUGAGAGGGUUCAACUCGGUGAACUGGAAUACCAUAGAUAAUGCGAUGGAAAGGAACCUCAACAAUCACACCACAACUUGGAACGGAUGCUUGUCCAGUAUGGCAUUGGGCUCAGGCAGUUCGCCGCAACUAGUGGCAAGGGUGAGCUUGGAUGGUCUGAGCCAAUUGAUCGCUGAAACCGAGCCGGUGCCCGCGUCCCUCGAUUCCAAGUACGUCGAUGACGACGGCCAAGAUGAUGCCGAGCCCACUGAUGCCGCCGCCUCCACCGCCGCUUCUUAAUUCCAUCUUAAUCCGUUCCUGUUUCCACGGAGUGAAUAAAUAAAUCAUCAGUGUAUUGCAAAAUACUAUAAUAAAACUGGCGGCCUAUGACAUGGCUUCCACGUCCGUUCAUCAUCAGAUAUGUUUAUGUAAUCAUUCCUAUGAAUAAAGCUUUAUCCGCCCAUCUACUUCUAUCAAUAAACACAAUAAAUAGGCUUCCACGAUUGUCAUGUCUUACAGCGAUUGGCGGACACCAAAAGUUUAAAUGAGAAGAUGGAGUAUAAAUGAGAAAUUGAGAAUGGUUCGCACCGACUCGGAUGCAAUAGUGGUUUAUUUCAUACUAGAUUGUCACUUGUGGGAUGCAAUUUAAUAUAGUAAUACGAUGCUGUUUAUUUACAUCAACAGUAACGUCAAAGAAUCAUUAUAUUAUAAUGUGUAAAUUAGGGGUCGGCACGGUCUGGGAUGGUCCGGGAUUUGGUUUAUUCCAAUUCCGUCCCGGUUUUAUAACAACGGUCCGGUUCGGUACGGGAUAAGUCUUUAGCCCAAUGUUGUCCCAUUUAAAACGGGACCGGGACAACCCGAGAAAAACCGGGACGGUUCGGGAUGUCCCAUAAAAUAUGCAUUUGUGAAAUGUGAUAUAAAAAUAAGCAUAACAUCAAUAUAAAGAUGUAACCUUUUGUUUUUGCCAAUUUAGCUUCCCCAAAAAGUUAAGUUAAA
This is a messenger RNA of Cuscuta epithymum, 1972 nucleotides long. The record is from the annotation of a GenBank genome assembly. NCBI's taxonomy places the organism in Eukaryota, Viridiplantae, Streptophyta, Magnoliopsida, Solanales, Convolvulaceae.